AUGCAGUAUCACACGCCUUCGGACCAGAAAGCACAAGAAUGGGUCGAUCGAACUUUUUGUUGUGAGUACGGAUUCUAUGAACAGGAUUUUGCGGUCUUACAAAAGACCGUGAUGACCGCGAAACAAGGCCAUGAUUCCGAUAAUGCAUUUUUGCUCUCACAUGCUGUCGUUGAGGAUGGCGCUGAGCUAGUUAAGCACUCUCAGAUCAUGAUGUAUGUGGAUCAUCAAGUUGCAGAUGGGAUUGGUACUCGCAUCAUAUUCGGGAAGUUCCUCACAUUACUCGCAUCCGAGCUCGGUUCGGCCCCUAGCACCACUAAGACGAAGAUCAAGUGGGAAGACAGCGGUCAAAACUUAACGCAGCCAUGGAUAUGUUGUAUGAACGAACACCAGACACUUUCUGGGCCAGAAUAUGAAGCUACCGCUGCAAGGAAUCGAGAGAUCAUUCUUAAUCAACUGAAGCACAACCCAGGCCUCCCGCUCAUACAAACUCCACAACCACUAACGCAAGAAACGUACUUCCACACCAUCUCAGCAGAAAAGACUACUGCACUCCUCCAAGCCAUCAAAUAUGUCGUCAGCCCCAGCUCCAACAUAACGCAUCUCGGUCAUGCCGCCAUGGUCCUGGCCCUUGCACGCACUUUACCGACAUCGUGCCGAACCCUUUGUUCUCCGUGCUGGCUCAAUGGUCGUCGAUAUUUGCACUUUAGCGUAGAGUCAUAUGUUCCGAUUUGUCAAUCUUUUGCACCGGUCUUUUUUCCUGAGAUAUCACUGUCAGCUGAUGCAGGAAAGGAGGAGGUGAGGGAUGUGUUGGUGGAAGUUUGUAGGGUUGCUACGAUUGAGUAUGGGAAGAUCAAGGCGAGGAAGAGCAUGUUACCUGAAUGUGUGGUUCUGUUUGAGGAGCUGGGAGAGGGGAUGGCUCGCCGAAAUAGAGAAUUGGAAACAGAGCAGAAGGACAAAACUGUAAAUGCGGAUGUCAACAAGAGUACUGACGAGCGUGAAACAGCAGACCCAUUCUUCCUCAGCGACGGUAUAACAGAGCAAUAUAUCUCACACUCCUACCCCUCCCGGCCAUCUCUUAGCAACCCUUCCCCAAAUCCAACUUUCACAGUAAACGACGUCCAAUUCGCAGCCCAUGCCGAGAAAAACCUGAUCGUACGCAUGAGCAGCUGGCGAGGCAAGACGACUAUUUCUGGGGAGUGGAGAGGUUGUGAUUUUGAUAGAGGUAUGAUAGUGAGGUUCUUGGAGGAUGUUGUGGGGAUUAUGCUUUCGAUUGUGGAUGAUUAG
This is a messenger RNA of Mollisia scopiformis, 1284 nucleotides long. RefSeq lists its product as uncharacterized. NCBI's taxonomy places the organism in Eukaryota, Fungi, Ascomycota, Leotiomycetes, Helotiales, Mollisiaceae. Gene Ontology annotation, biological process: mycotoxin biosynthetic process. Bases 1 to 1284 code for a protein of 427 amino acids. Gene Ontology annotation, molecular function: acetyltransferase activity. The record is from RefSeq and is a predicted model, not a curated record. The transcript is spliced from 5 exons.